Molecule: messenger RNA, 1518 nt
Organism: Medioppia subpectinata
Lineage: Eukaryota; Metazoa; Arthropoda; Arachnida; Sarcoptiformes; Oppiidae
Source: the annotation of a GenBank genome assembly
AUGUCAUGCAAACCAAUUGUCACCAAUUCAUCGGAUCCAACAGUGGAUCACAUGAACCAUCACUUCAGGAGUGACUUAUUGUUGCCAACCAUUCAAGUGAUACUAUUAGUCAAUCCAUACAAUAAGGCAUCGGUUUUGCCCUUUAGUUUGGGAUCAAUUGAGCGACAAUUAUAUCCCAAACAUCUGAUUAAAGUGUGGAUCAAAACAGAGCUCUUGACGAGUGAUCUGAAGGCAGUGAAGGGCCAGAAGAAAGAGUUGUUUGAAGAGAUGCUUGACAUGAAUGCGAUGACUGUCCAGAUGUUGAGGAAAUGGAUUCGUGAUAAUCGGAAGCAAUACAAUGACAUGGAGUUAGUCUUAGGACAUGAAUCACUCGAUGGCACCAAUAAUGAGACCAAGUAUUGGACAACUGAUAGAUUUAAGCAUUUGAUUGAAAUGAAGAGCUUUGCUGUAGAGAUGUCGCGACAAAAUUGGGCACAUUUUGCACUCGUGAUGGACUCGGAUGUGGUUCUCACACACAAUGAAGUGUUUGCUGCGAUGACAGCACACGAAGACAUGAUAGCAAUGGCGCCAAUGCUAUACUCUUUGGGCACUUAUUCCAACUUUUGGGCCGGAAUUACAGAAAAGGGUUAUUACGAGAGGACUGAGGAUUAUCUGCCAAUUCUGGAGAGACAGCGGUUGGGAUGGUUUGUCGUACCAAUGAUUCAUUCGUGUCUUUUCAUUAAUAUUAGACACAAAAAGUCAUUUAAUUUGACAUUUGAUUCGCGAGAUAUCGCACAAGAAGUGUCACCAUUUGAUGAUAUCAUAGCAUUCGCCAAAUCGGCCAAAAUUAAUGCAAUAGAUCUUCGCAUUAAUAACGAAGAGGUUUGGGGUUAUAUUCCGCCGCCCAUUGAGACCAUGACUUCAUUCAAGUCUAUUGAACAGGAUUUGAUUGAUUUACAGUUGGAAUCACUAGUCGAGGGCCCGGAGUUUCCAAUCGCCUCUUCGCUCACUUCAUAUAUAAGCGAUGAAAAGAGUGGCGACAAACUCGAUGUCGACCACAUUUAUGUCAUUAAUUUGGUCCGAAGACCAGAACGACGCCAACGAAUGAUUAAAUGUCUCAACAUUUUAGGAAUAGAGGCCCAGAUAUGGGAUGCCAUCGAUGGCAAGCAAUUGGACGAUAAGUCUGUCGAGUCUCUGGGCGUUCACUCAAUGGACGGCUAUUUGGAUCCGUACCACAAGAGACCGAUUACUUUUGGCGAAAUCGGAUGCUUUCUCUCCCAUUACAACAUAUGGCAAGAUAUGGUUCGCCGAAACCUAUCGAAAGCAAUAAUACUCGAAGACGACGUCCGCUUUGAACGUGAUUUCAAGAACCGGUGGCGCAAAGCGUUGUCAAAGUUUGACACAAAAACUCACGAUUUCUUGUAUUUGGGGCGAAAAAUACAGGACUCGAAGAAUGAAACUCUAUUUAAUGAUGUGAUGGUUGAACCCAACUAUUCUUAUUGGACAGUCGGCUAUUUGAUCACUGGAUUGGGUGCACAC